UGCGCAUCCAUUGCAUCGAUGAUUAUAAUGCGCCAGCGGAGCGUUUGUUUGAAAGGGAAAUUGUCUUUUUAGCCUGGUUUUGAAACCAUGGACCAAAAGAUCCCAUAUGAUGACUACCAACUACCUGUGGUCUUUUUACCUUCUUAUGAGAGUCCCCCAGCAUGGAUGGCCCCUCAGGAGCGGAUCCACCAUCCUGACUACAACAAUGAGCUGACCCAGUUCCUGCCACGCACCAUUGUGUUGAAGAAACCUCCAGGGGCACAGCUAGGCUUCAACAUCCGUGGGGGAAAGGCCUCCCAGCUGGGCAUCUUCAUCUCCAAGGUGGUCCCAGAUUCGGACGCUCACAGGGCAGGGCUCCAGGAGGGAGAUCAGGUGCUGUCUGUCAAUGAGGCGGACUUCCAGGACAUAGAGCACUCGAGGGCUGUAGAGAUUCUGAAGACUGCCAGGGAGAUUCUGAUGAGGUUGCGCUUCUUUCCCUACAACUACCAGAGACAGAAGGAGAGGACUGUGCACUAGGUGACAGAAAGGUUCCACGGGAGAGUGAGAAACAGUAUGGUUACAUGCACACAAUAAUAUGAUUAUUGUGGAUAGUAAGGUUAAUAUUCAUUUAAAACGUUUACAUGCUUUGCAAGAAUAACAAUGUCCCAAAUAAUCCUGUUUACAUGAACACAUCUGAAAUCAGGCUACCUAUUGGGACUUUUGAGAAAUAAAGAAAAUCGGCAAUCAAAAUAAAACCUACCACAGUGACCAUGUUAUUUUUGUGAAGACUAUUUGAUUUGGAGUUCGGAUAUAUAACGUUUGUGUACGUCAAAACUAUUUCUAAAAUGAAUACUUUCAGUUUCUCCGAACUCACUUCACUCGCGCAUAAGAGGGGGACUUGCGCUUCCGGUGCUGGCACAUGCACAGAUCAAAUACACUGUUUCCAUGUCAUAAUAAUUAGAAAGCUUACUCAGAAAACCAGGUGUUUUAUUAUUAUUAUAAUAAUUUGUUUAUGUAUACAGUACCAGUCAAAAGUUUGGAAGCACCUACUCAU
Oncorhynchus gorbuscha (pink salmon) is the source of this 1033-nucleotide messenger RNA. Its product is annotated as PDZ domain-containing protein 11-like. Gene Ontology annotation, cellular component: basolateral plasma membrane; synapse; cell-cell junction. The coding region runs from base 88 to 516 and encodes 142 amino acids. Gene Ontology annotation, molecular function: protein binding. Lineage: Eukaryota; Metazoa; Chordata; Actinopteri; Salmoniformes; Salmonidae. The record is from RefSeq and is a predicted model, not a curated record. The transcript has 6 exons. Gene Ontology annotation, biological process: protein localization to basolateral plasma membrane; maintenance of epithelial cell apical/basal polarity; neurotransmitter secretion.